AUGUCGGCCCAGCAGCUAAGCAAGUCGAUCUCGCUCCCCGGGCUCCUCAAGAUCGGGACGGAGAAGCCCAAGGGCUUCACGGGCAAUGCCCGGAAGACGACCCUGGGCUUCAAGACGCCUGGAAACCUCCGCUCGAUGGUGGACCUGAAGAAGACAUCGCUGGUCUCCGAUCAUGGGAGACAGCUUGCCGCGCUCAUGGCAACUGCAGGUUGGCGUGUGGCCUUUGCAGAGCCUCCUCCUCCAGAGGAGGUGAAGGAGGAGGACCUCAUCCCAAAGAACAUGCGCUACCCGCGGAUCACGCCAGCAUGGCUAAAGCACGAGAAGCAGGUCUUGCGAUUCUACGCCUUCUUUCAGGAGUCUGUCCCCGAACGCUGGGAUGAGAACAGCCGCUACCGCCAUGUGUACGUCAUGUACUUCAUGGAGGAUGGGACGAUCGGCGUCAAUGAGCCCAAGGUGGAAAACUCGGGACUGACACAAGGAACCUUCAUGAAGCGCCAGCGCAUCCUCAACGAGGAUGGGGUCCCCAUUGGCCCGGACGACAUGCGGGUCGGCCACGACUUGACACUCCAUGGCCGGACCUAUCACAUCAGUGGCUGCGAUCGUUUUACCCGCUGGUUCUUCGAGGAGAAUGGCAUUGAGCUGGCGGAGGACGAAGACGUGCCGACCGACCACUGGCAGAAGGGCUACCGCACGUCGCAGGUCUUCGCCAGGGGCGGCGCGCCGCUGACCCGCGCAGCGGUGGAAGACAAGGCGAUCCAGCGGGCCCUAGGUGGCAUCCCUCCCAUUGACAAGAAGCUCGCUCAGUUCCUGCUCAAUGAUCGGAAGGUGCUGCGCUUCAAGGGCUACUGGGACGACCACACGCCUUAUGGAUCCCGAGUGUACUUCAUCAUCCACUACUACCUUGCCGACAACACGUGCGAGAUCAACGAGGCCCACUGCCGCAACUCCGGGCGCGCAAAGUGGCCGGUCUUCAUGAAGCGAGGGCCUUUGCGAAAGAGUAACUUCAUCAACGCCACCCCGGGCAUGCUCUCCUGCGAGGCACCGCGCUACCUGCCCGAGGACCUGAAGGUGGGAGACUCCAUCAACGUGUGGGGCCGGACGGUGGUACUUUGGGACUGCGACGAUUUCACCCGGAGCUUCUACAAGGAUUACCUGGGCAUCGACCAGGCCUCAACACGAAUCGACGUCUCCGAGAAGCCGCUGACGCACGCCAAGCUCCAUCCGCCACCCCACUGCGGCGUGGGUAAGGAGGAGGAUUCCUUGCUGAAUUGCAGCAUGAUCCAGCCCAAGCCGCCCAAGGUUGACUUGGAGCGAAUGAUGAAGCUCACUGGGGAAGUCUUGCGUUUCGAGUGCAAGAUGAUCAACGGGGAGCCUGAAGAUGAAUUGCGCCGCUUAGUCAUCGCCUACUACGCGGCCGAUGGCGACAUCGCGGUCUUCGAGGUCCCCGUUCGCAACAGCGGCCACAUGGGGGGCAAGUUUGCGGAUAAGAGGCGCAUCAAGAAUCCGGACACAGGCCUCCCAUUCCAACUCUCGGACUUCUACGUCGGCCAAGUGGUCACCAUUGCGGCGCAGCCGCUGCAAAUCAUACGAGCUGACGAGCGGUGCCUUCAAUUCUUGGAGGCGCGGCCGAGGCAGUUCCCCUUUGCAGAUGCGAAGGCCUGCGCGAAGAAACUCCUUCCGCUGGCAGAGAAUUCUGAGCUGCAGAGCGAUGAAGGAGUGCACCCUGACCGGCUAAAGGAUCUGGCGUCCGAGGCAGGAAUCCCCCUGGUCGAUCACGAGAUCGUGACGCUCUUGCGCCGCUUCGGCGUCCCAGGUGAGAAGGAGUCCGAUCAGCCCAAGAUCAUUGGCCAAGACCUCCUCUUCUUCGCGAAGAACUUGGACUGA
Molecule: messenger RNA, 1884 nt
Organism: Symbiodinium natans
Lineage: Eukaryota; Dinophyceae; Suessiales; Symbiodiniaceae
Source: the annotation of a GenBank genome assembly